AUGACCGCGACCAUGGCGCUGCAUGCACUCCUGGACGACAAGCAUCGAUGGGCGUGGAAGAUCGUCGGACUCUGCCUCCUCUUGGGCAUCGCCGGACAGCUCGUCCCGAGCUACCUGCUCCGCGAGUCGCCGGGCGAGCGCCGGACGAACCUUGCGGUCGCGCAGGCCGAGCUCCACCGCAAGAGCGACCUCGUCCGCGCCAAGUACGUGGCGCUGCAGGAGGAGCUCGACGUCUUCCAGACCUCGAUCAGCGACGUGCUCAAGGCCAUGGCCUGGCGAAAGGUGCGCGAAGAAGACUUCAACGCCGAGCGAGUCCAGCACAUUCAGGGCGUCCGGGACUACAUGGCCGAGCGCCAAGCCAAGGACUGGAAACCAUGGUGCUCGAGGCCGCCGAGUCGAUCCAAGUGA
Molecule: messenger RNA, 408 nt
Organism: Saprolegnia parasitica CBS 223.65
Lineage: Eukaryota; Oomycota; Saprolegniomycetes; Saprolegniales; Saprolegniaceae
Exons: 1
Coding region: 1-408 (135 amino acids)
Source: RefSeq, a predicted model, not a curated record